AUAUAUAUUAUAAGAAAAUAUAAAAAUUAAUAAAUUAACUGAUCAAAAUAAAAAACAAUAAAUAUAAAAGUUAUAAUAAAAAAAUAACAAUAAUAAUGACAAUAACACAAGUGCAAAUAUAAAGUGUUUUUUUAUAUAAGCCAUGAGAAAACCAAAGCAUUGGCAAUUAUUAUUGGUAAAUGUGUGUGGAAAAAAACGCAGCUUCCUUUUGUCUACUACAAUACAUUUAACGAAGGGGGUUCAUUUGCAGCAGUGCAAGAAGUAGUAGCACUCACUCUGCUGUGGUGUGUCGAAGUUUCAAAAGAAAUUGUGAUUAGUGGUCAGACAAGUUGGUUGGUUAUUUGGCCAAUUGUAAAAUCCAAGUAAAGGAAAUUUACAAAAUUAUUUGUGUGUGUUAUUUUUUUUAUUUAUAUUUAUGUGUUAAUGAGUUAUUGAAAUAAAAUGGAUACGGAAGAUAUGGAAUCAUCGUCACAGGACAACACUGAUAUACCAUCAAAAGAAAAAUCCGCAAAAGAAGCAUUACAAACGUAUAUAACACGAGCAAAACUAAAUCCGGCCAAGACCGAUAAUGAGAAAAGACGCCGAAAGGAUACACUACGUAAGGUAUCAUCGAUCUAUCGUAAAUGUGAAACAACACGAACUUUAGAAGAAAGUAAAUUUUUGGAAAAACAUCCGGAAAUUGUUAAACAAGUAAAAAAACGCAAAGAGCGCGUUGAAAUCUAUAAAGAUCGUGUAAUCGAAAAGGAAGAUGAUGUCCAGGUCAUCGAAGCCAAGGUGGAGGAAUUAGCCAGUAUUAUAUUGCAGGCCAAACAUUUAAUAUGUUACACUGGGGCCGGCAUAAGUACAGCAGCUCUAAUACCCGAUUAUAGGGGGAGCAAGGGUAUUUGGACUCUUUUACAAAAAGGUGAAGAAAUAGGAGAUCAUGAUUUGUCUGCAGCAAAUCCCACAUAUACACAUAUGGCAUUAUACGAACUACAUCGGAGAGGCAUCUUACGCUAUGUGGUAUCACAAAAUUGUGAUGGUUUACAUUUAAGAUCGGGACUGCCGAAAGCAUCACUCUCGGAAAUUCAUGGCAAUAUGUACGUAGAAGUAUGUAAGAACUGCAAACCGAAUUCGGUGUAUUGGAGACUGUUUGAUACAACCGAGAUGACUGCUCGCUACUGCCACAAAACCAAUAGAUUAUGUCACAAAUGCUCCGAACCCUUAUGCGAUACAAUUGUGCAUUUUGGUGAAAGAGGAAACAUAAAGUGGCCUUUGAAUUGGGCCGGUGCUUGUCAUCAUGCGGAAAAGGCUGAUGUCAUACUGUGUUUAGGUUCUAGCUUAAAGGUAUUGAAAAAAUACACCUGGCUUUGGCAGAUGGAUAAACCGGCUAGACAAAGGGCUAAAAUAUGUAUAGUUAAUUUACAGUGGACACCGAAAGAUACUCUGGCCCAGGUUAAAAUCAAUGGUAAAUGCGAUCGUGUAAUGGAAAUGCUAAUGAAUGCUUUGAAAAUACCAGUGCCUGUUUAUACAAAAGAAAAAGAUCCCAUUUUUGCUCAUGCCACCAUGUUAAUGCCCGAAGAGUUGCAUACACUAACACAACCCCUACUCAAACAGUCCGACGAGGAGGAGAAAGAAGAAACCACUACAUUAUCAGCUGACAGCACAGCAGAUGAAGAAACACAAGAUUCGACUAUGAGUAGUGACAGUUAUUGUGCUAUGGGUGCUGAAUAUCGCAUUGGUAAGGGUCCACGCAUAAGAACACCCUUAAAACAAAUGGCAACGGGUAUAAAAACCAAUUUGGAACUAAAGAACAAAAUUAAACAAGAACUCAAAAUGGAAUCGGAUGAGGGUGAUACGCCCUUGAUGGGGAAAAAAGAAAUUAAAACAGAAUCUUUGUCACAGCAAGAUGAAAUCAAUAAUGUUAGUCUAACUGAAAGUAUUACUGAGAACCUAAAAGCUAAAAAUGAACUAUUCAAACAAACAAAUGAUUACGACUCAAACAGUUUACAGCAACAACAAGAUAAUGAAAAUUUCAAACGUUUCAAAGAGUCCACUGAUGAUUUUCAUAACAAUUUACUUAAUCCCACAGAAGUUAAAUUUGAAAUGCAAGACGAAAUUAAAAUGUUUGAUCUCAAUCUAAACAAUGCAAAACUUGAUGAAACAAAUCUUGCAAACAGUCUUAAUGAUUUCAAAUAUGAUGCCAACUUAGAGAACGAUUUACUCACAGGAGAUAUUUUAAAAACCGAAGAAAAUGCCUUUCAAAACUCUAUUAAAUUAGAGGAUUUAUUUACAAAUUUAAAUAAAUCGAAUACAGAAAUUAGUUCAAUGCCGCCGACAGAAAACAAAUCAAAUGCUGCAAAAGAUGGCAAAAUGAAUGGCAUAACAAAAUCAAAUGAACAAAUGUGUGUUAAUACGUUUGCAAAUAAAACCGAAAUACAAUUUCAAUCGAUUAAAGAUUUGAAAUUGAACGGUCUUUUAGGGGAGAAUUUGAAAGCAAAAGAAAACAGCAGUAUUAAAGUUGAAAUGUCCCACCAAACUAGUGUGCCUGAAACAAAACUUGAAACAGAUUUUAUAAAAGAUUUAAGAAACAAGGGAUUUUCGGUGGAAAUAUCAAAACCUAAGGACACCUGUUUGAAGAGUGCAACUAAAACAAAUGAUUGUGCUCUCAAAUUGAAAGAUUUUAGGAAGCAAAAUUUAACUGUGCCCACAAACAGCUGUGAGAUUACAAAAAAAGAGAUAAAAAUUGAGUUAAAUGCAGAUGCUUUAGCUAAUUUGCCGGUUAAACUUGAGCCAAAAACCGAUGUCUUGGCAGAAAUAGCAGAAUUACACAAGAGUGAACAGUUGCUAAUUAAACAAGCCACAGAAAUCACUAAAAAUGCAGAAGAAUUUUUGGAAAAACUAGAAAAUGAAAUGGGUUUAAAGAAUCCCUUAGAGUCGGAAACUCCAAAAUUGGCUUUGGUACAAGACCAAUUAAUAGCUGAAAGUGAUGUGGCUAAAUCAUCCAAUGGCUUGCCCAAUACCGCCAUAAAAACAGAGCAAAAUGUAAAUCAAGUUGCUGCGCCAAUACCACCACCACAACCAACAUCUGCAAAUAAUCAGUUUCCUUUGCAUAUAUUAAUGAAACUGCCGAAAUGCAUACAGGUGCAGUAUAAAACUGAAGAUGGCAUUAAGUCUGCGCCAUAUAAUGGCCUCAAAAACAAUGACAAAUCAAAGUUACAGUCCACUAUAACAACAACUCCUCUAAGCACAACUCCCCUGGCAACUAAAACUUCAGCAGAUCCACCACCCUUGGCACCACUAUACAAAACAUCACUCUUAUCCCCAAGUCUACAGAAACCUUUGCCAUCUUUAGAGCCCAUAGAGGCCAUUGUGGAUGAAGAAACAUUAUCCGCCGAUGAACAAUCUAUAGAAGAUGACCAAAAGCAGGAGAUAGAAGAGGACGAGAUAUCGGCUUUGGAAGAAGAAAACGAUGAACCCAUAUUAUCACAAAUGGAUAUUUUGAAAAAUCUUGCCUUAACAACUCCAACAAAAUCCAAUAACAGCUGUAAUUUGAAAACCUCACCAAUUUCUUCGUAUGCCUUGUCGCAGGAGAGAAAACAUUUGCUAAGACGAAAAUUACCCGUCUGGUAUGAUGUGAAGUAUGCCUACUCGGGCCUGCACAGCAUAGUUUUCCCCCCACCGGCUGAUGUUGAUAUCUGGAGUCAUCAAAUUGUACCCAAUUUCGCCAUGAAUCGUUCGGCAGCCAAGUGUGAAUUCUGUUUCGAUCAUUAUGCCGAAUUCGAGUGUCAAUUCUACAAGAAGUUCCUGCUGUGCGAUAGAAAACAUAAGAAACGUGCUCGCAAUGGACGUUUUGUGGUGUGUGAGUGUUGUCCCUAUACCGAGGAUGACGAUGAAGAUGACUACGAUGAAAACAUUUCAUUGGCUCAUAUAGCAGCGGCCGAAACGGCCAAAAGACAAUUGCAUUUGAAUAAUACAUUUCCUCGUAAAUUGGCCCGCACCCAGGCCGGUUGGUAUGGCAAGGGUUAUAAAAAGAAUCGACGCAGAAAAUAGUUUUUCUCAAUAAAACCCUUUUAAGUUUUAAGUUUAAUGUGUUGGCGUUUUACUUUACUUUUCUUUUAUUUAUAUUUGUGUUCAUGUAGUUGUAAAUAAGUAUUUAUAUUUAUGUAUUUAUCUUUAUAUCUAGAUAAGUUACGAAAUUAAGAGUAUUUUGUCCAGAAUCCCUAUGAACGACAGAUUAAAUAACUGUUGCCAUUUGUAAUUAUUUAUACGUACUUGUUAAACAAUUGUUCUAAUUUUAAGAAUAUGCAUUAAAUUUUACUUUACAACAUUUUCUUAAACUCGCAUAAUUUCAUAGAUUAUACAUAUUUUAUAAAUAGCUUUUAUUUUUCAAUGUACAAGUUUUAUUACGAAAUACAAUUUUUAAGGUUUAGAAGUAGUUUUUUUUUUAAAUCUAAAAACUCAUUCAACUAUAAGAGAUUCAAUUAGUCUUAUGCUGCACUCAGUUAGAUAAUAAUCUUAGUUUGUCGUUGUGAUUCCAUAAUAAUUGCAGUCCCCGAAAAUAAAAAAAAUAAAAAACUCCCAGGAAAAUACGGACUUAAUCAAUUCUGACGGACUUAAUCAAGUCUGACCAUGUCAACUUACGGUCCUUGUGCCACUCGACCUAUUAAAAGUUUUUGAUGCAGUCAAUCACACCAUUCUCUUCGGAGAUAUUUUCACAUCCAAUCUCUUGACAACACUAAGUGAUGGUUACUGAAUUAAGUGUAUUGAUGAGAUAUUUUCACGUCCAAUCUCUUGACAACACUAAGUGAUGGUCACUGAAUUAAGUGUAUUGAUGACAGUCAUUCUUGGAGUUUAGGAACCAGAGAUCCAAGUUCCCUAAGGUGGAGUCCUUUCGUCGAUCCUGUUUAAUUUCUAUAUGUCUAAACUACCAAAUAAUAUCUUACGUUCAAAUAAUAUCUUACGCCGAUGACUUUUCGAUAUUGGCCACGGGCAAUUUGAUUUGAUAAAAAGCUAUUUCCAACUUCUUUCAUUUGAGGAAUUUAAAAAUAUCACAGACAAAAUCUUCAGCCACUCUCUUCACUACUUGGACAAGUAUGUCUAAAACUGAAUGUGACAAUCGAUGGCGAAGAAAUUAACGGUCAGUCACCCCAAAAUACUUGGUGCCACAUUCGAUAAUCACCUUAUAUCCUCCGCACACACCACUGCAAUCAGCAACAAAAUGCGAAGUUGAACUCAGUACUCAGGUCUCUAGCCGUCCUAGCACUUGGGGAAUGGAUAAAGAAAAUGUGUUAACUACCUAGCAAACAAUUGGCCGGUCAGUGGUAAACUAUGAAACGCCAGUGUGUACUCCGAGUUAGCGACACGCAUUGAAGAAGCUCCAAAGCUGUCAAAGCGAAGCCCUUAGAAACGUAAAGAAGAACACCUACAUAAAGAGAUAAAGAUGCUUUCGGUUAAUCAAAGCAGUUCCUACUAAAACAACAAAAAGUCGGACAGGAAGAGCAAACUAAAUAAUGCAGCAUAUAAAAAACGAAGUUGGGGAAGGGAAGCAGCUCACAACAUCAGACGAAAGCAACUAUCUAACGGUCAUAUACCUAUGUGCAAACUAGGCCAAGCCACCGUGCCGAGAAUGCACGACACCUGGCAAGGAACAUCACCAACGGCUAUCCACAUUAGGGAUUGCCUCCACUAACGUCAGUCCUCCUCUUGUUGAAUACCUGCCUAGCAUAUUCUCCCAACCUAGCAACUGUCAUCCGCAUACGCACACAACUUACAAGACCGUACAAGAUCACCCAGCAAAGGAUCCAUCAUGAGUUUCCAUAUAAAUGGACCACAAAUGGAUCCCUGUGGGCAACCACCCACAACAUCUUUCCAAACCGUGCCGCUGGCACCAACAAUACAAGCUUUCCGACCGCUGAAGUAAAUCUGCCAAAGAGCUAUCUCUUGGCAGUUCAGUUCUCGAAGCCUACGCAAAAUUCACUCCAUAAUCAAACCCACCCUUAAUAUCCACAAAUAUGACCAAGAUAUAUUUGGCCGUAGAAUUACUGACAGUACUGUCAACAUGUUGCCAAGCGUCCUCAACACUCAUGCCCUCCUUAAAGCCAAGAAGAAAGAAUUACUCCUCACCCUAUCAGGAGACUUCAGGAGAACGACAACCCGAUCAAUCUUCCAAGCUUCAGGAAAGCAGCCCUCGCUGAAACACUUCCCAAAGACUGACUCCAGAUAUUCUGACACGGCCUUCCAGAUCCUUUUACACAUCUCUCCAGUCAUGCCAUCAAUACCUGGCGAUUUUCUGCUUUUGACGCGGCAGACACUGUCAGAUAUUUAAAAUCUUUCCAAGAUCGGAGGACCAUCCACUUCCUCAGGGAAAAGUAGAACAGCAUUCUCCUCACGAGGAAAGAAAACAUUCAAAAGAAGGGUCAUGCAAUCCCCCCAUGUUGACAAUACGUAUCGCCAACAUGAAGGGAUCCCAAGUCCUCAUGUCUACUUCUUCCCCUGCAGAUACGGUAAAUCGCACCCCAAGGGUCAUCUCUAUUGUCCCGUACGAAGUCUCUCCACUCGUCCUCUUUCACUCUAACAAUCAUGUCCUUAUACGUACCUAAGACCGAAAGAUAGUCAGCUAUGCGCUGAACUAAAUCCUACCGAAUCCAAGUAACUUAAGUACGGUUCCAAUGGAUAACCAAACCUACAGUAUACGCUAACCAGGAUCACCCUACCGAAACUGCCUUCAACGGAGAUACUAAUACCUAAUUGGCUCCUACACAAAACGCAUAGCUUGCCCAAUUCGCACCCUCCGUCAUCCUGCAUUCUCAUCACCGCACCAUCACUACGACGUAGAGGCCACAACUCGUGCACACGUGCGCCCAAAGGGUCAACCUCCUUCACCACCUCCUUCGACGAAACACCCUUCUUUCCAUUGACAACCACCGACCAGGUUUCUACAUUCUUCGGCAAAUUGGAAGCAGGCGCAACAGCAGCAGGGACUCCUGUUGUCUCUCUUGAGAGCCGACAUUGAUCUGGACGCCACAACAGGAGCCGCAGGAACUUUGAAGGUGGUCUGACACGCCUCCAAUACCUCCAGCUUACCCUUCAAUUUCUCAUUUUGGGCCAUGAGGUUAAACACCAGCGCCUCAAACUUUGCCGCAUUUUCUAGGAUCUUCCGAUCCAGUAUGGAAUCAACACCAUCUACUAGAACAGCCUCCAUCAUCGCCUGUGUGAUCUCCUUAGCUCCUACCACCGUCUGAUUCAGGAUUCUGACGCUAGGUGAAGCCGAAGAGACUCGUCCAGCCCUGCUAGAAGCAGCAACGACACCACUCAGAUUUGGCAGAUAUUCAGCAACAGGAGCAGUAACACCAGCAGUAGCACGCCUAGCAAUCGGGGACCCGAGCUUAAACGUCUUGCCCGACCCCUUAGCGGAAUUGUUGGCAACUUCUUCCGUCUCCGUGCUAGAUAACUCACUAUCAGUAUGCCUUAGCCUUCUUGUUGCCACCGGCGGCUCAAAAUCGAAAGCCGUCGUGUCCGACGCAUCAUCCUUCGGCACCGGCUUUGAUGCACUCGCGUCUUCAGCCGACAUAUCGGACAUAUCCGCCUUCCCUUUUUUAGUGGGUACACCAACCGUCCGACUCAGGUACAGUAGGAUGGAUUGAAGGGUUUCUAAGGCACUACACAGAGGGAAAAAGAAAU
Lucilia sericata (common green bottle fly) is the source of this 7662-nucleotide messenger RNA. RefSeq names its product NAD-dependent protein deacetylase Sirt7 (gene Sirt7). Bases 442 to 4032 code for a protein of 1196 amino acids. The record is from RefSeq and is a predicted model, not a curated record. Gene Ontology annotation, molecular function: NAD+ binding. NCBI's taxonomy places the organism in Eukaryota, Metazoa, Arthropoda, Insecta, Diptera, Calliphoridae. The transcript is spliced from 2 exons.